Molecule: messenger RNA, 1803 nt
Organism: Hydractinia symbiolongicarpus
Lineage: Eukaryota; Metazoa; Cnidaria; Hydrozoa; Anthoathecata; Hydractiniidae
Exons: 6
Coding region: 111-1523 (470 amino acids)
Molecular function (GO): oxidoreductase activity
Source: RefSeq, a predicted model, not a curated record
GUUAAACCACUGUAAUUAGUUGUGUUGUGUAUAAAAAAACAUUCACAUUUUCUGCGAGUCUAAAUGCAUCUACAUAAAGUAAAUAUAAGUUUCUAAGAAGUAUUUUCCUAAUGGCUGUUAAGACUGUUCAAGCAAUAACGAGGGAUGUCAAAGUAUUGAUACUGGGAGCUGGAUGCUCUGGAUUAGGGGCGGCUGUUCAUUUCCACAAAAACAACAUCAAUGAUUUUCUUGUUGUAGAAGGAAAUGAUUACAUAGGUGGAAGAGUAAAGUCAGCCACGUUUUCUGGUGAAACAGUCGCCUUAGGGGCCGGUUCUAUUCAUUCAGCUGACAGGAACCAUAAGUUUUACCAAUUAUCCAAAAAGUAUGGCCUGAGAAUGGUGAAAGAUGACUAUUCCGCUAAAAAUGUCGUAUACAGGGAUAUGAGCAACGGAACGAAGUAUGCUGAAGACAUUGUCACCAAAGAGCAUGGUAUUUUUCUGUCGAAGCUAAAGCUGGUGGAUUUAAUGAUGGAAAGAAAAACAAAGCAAGAAGGCUGUUAUAACAUUGACCUUAAAAAGGCUUUAACAGAAGCAGGCUGGACAGCAAAUAACAGGUUAAAAAAAGCAAUCGAAUAUUUUAUAAUUGAAUUUGAAAACGGAGAGGAAUCUGUCAAUAUGAGUGCAAAGAAUUAUUCGUUUACCGGACAAGGUUACGAUGGUACAGACUAUAUCGUAGCAGAUAAACGUGGUUAUAUCCACCCAUUAUUAGAAGAAAUAAAACCAUUUCAAAAUAAAAUACUUUUAAACCAUGGUGUGACCAUGAUAGAAAAACUACAUGGUCAAAAGAAAUACAUUGCCUACUUUGAAAAUGGAAAGUCAAUCACAGCUGAUUACAUACUAACCACGUUCAGCUCAGGAGUUCUGCAAUCUAACACAGUUAAAUUUAUUCCUAAAUUGCCAACAUGGAAACGAGAGGCUUUUAAAAUGGUGCCAAUGAGUAACUAUUCCAGAAUAUUUCUCAAAUUUGAAAAAAAGUUCUGGGAUGACGCAACUUAUAUAAUAUUCGCUUCAAACUUCGGUGAAAAGAACUAUCAUUGGACGAAUUUUAAGCAAAAAGGACUUUAUCCCGACACAAAUAUAUUAUUAGCAACAAUAACUGGUGAGGCCAGCUACAAAUUACAGCACAGAUCAGACAAAGAAAUAAAAGAAGAACUCACUCGUGCUUUGAAAUGUGUCUAUCCUGAUACGAUUGAGCCGAGUGAAAUGUUACACCACAACUUCAGCACUGACCCUCGAUUUAUGGGCGCGUACAGUCACCAUGCAAAUGACAAGACGCGCGAUGAUGUAGUCGCUUUGCAACACCCAGUUGACCAGAGACUGUGGUUUACAGGAGAGUACACAGCCGAUUACGAACUUGGUUACACGCAUAUUGCUUACGAAUUAGGAGAACAGCAAGCUAGGAAUAUUAUUAAGUGCAUGAAUGGUCAACUUCCUGCUGCAGAACCUAAAUUUGAUAUGGAAGAAAAAUCUGAUAACUUAGAUUGAUUUUACUUAAGAACGAACAUUCUUCCGUAUGUUGCUUGAGUUUGCGCUCGCGUUGCAAAUGUGAAUCAGGCUUUAGCAGGGAUGAAGCUGUGAAUUAAUUUUUUUUUUUUUUAGCCAAUUUUUAUUAAAUUCAGUAAUAUUUCAGUAUUCUAGGCUUUUGUUAAAUGUAAUCUGUAAAUAAUUAGUGACUAUUAACAUGGAAACUAUCUGGCAAAGAAGAUUCACGCAUAAGCCAGAAGAUUCAGAAAAUGAUGACAAUAUACUGGAUUUGCAAAUGAAA